AUGUUCAAGCGAUCGUUCAACACCAGGGAUGGUCGCAUCGUCAAAUCGAAGACCACAAGGACCAAUUAUCCCGAACAUGUGAAGAAGAAGAUGCAGGACACUGUGGACGCCGGCUCGCCAGUGGCAAGUACGCUGACGAGUCCCAUCGUCACCUUGGUGGUGGGUCGUGAACAGCGUCUUUUCGCUGCUCAUGAAGACGUCCUCUGUCAUUCACCUUACUUUGUUGCUGCUCUGAAAGGCCAGUUCCUGGACGGCGGUUCGAAGAGGGUGGAACUGCCCGAUGAAGAACCCGAAAUCCUCUCGUGCGUCCUCGAGUUUCUGUACAAGGGUGACUACUAUCCCCGCUUGGUGCACAACAAGCGGCGCAACACUUGGGAUCUUGAGAAUGCCGAGCAGGAUCUAAAAAGUGGUGGCCGCGGAAGCAGCGCAUCGACAAUCUAUCUCUCUGAAGCCGGUGGCGAUGUUCUCCGGGACACCGUCGUGUACUGCGCUGCCGAUAAAUACAACCUGGAGGAGCUGAAGCGCGUGGCUCUGCGGAAACAGGGGCUCCAGUCGGGAAUCCAGGUUGAUGUGAUCUUACGAUCGGCUCGGUAUGCAUAUACACACACGCCGGACACGGAGUCGCGACUCCGCGCUCAUUACCUAGCUCUGAUCAUUCGAAGUCGUAAGACUUUUAAGAGGAGCGGAACCAUGCAGAUGGAAAUGGAGAACGGGGGCAAAUUGUUUUUCGACCUGUUUGUGGCCAUGUGCAAUCACAUCGAUGACAUUGUCGAGAUCAGGUAA
Molecule: messenger RNA, 783 nt
Organism: Cladophialophora yegresii CBS 114405
Lineage: Eukaryota; Fungi; Ascomycota; Eurotiomycetes; Chaetothyriales; Herpotrichiellaceae
Exons: 2
Coding region: 1-783 (260 amino acids)
Molecular function (GO): protein binding
Source: RefSeq, a predicted model, not a curated record